Messenger RNA from Macadamia integrifolia, 1909 nucleotides. RefSeq names its product U-box domain-containing protein 9-like. The transcript is spliced from 2 exons. Gene Ontology annotation, cellular component: nucleus; cytoplasm. Gene Ontology annotation, biological process: protein ubiquitination. The record is from RefSeq and is a predicted model, not a curated record. NCBI's taxonomy places the organism in Eukaryota, Viridiplantae, Streptophyta, Magnoliopsida, Proteales, Proteaceae. The coding region runs from base 277 to 1641 and encodes 454 amino acids. Gene Ontology annotation, molecular function: ubiquitin-protein transferase activity.
GAGAGAGAGAGAGAGAGAGAGGCUUGUUAGUAGUUAGUAUAGCGUGAAGUUUUUUGCCCAUUUUGAUUUUUGAUUUUUGAUUUUUUGAACUCUAGUUUUACUCGGAGGAGGAGAGAGAAUGAGAGAGGAAGCAAGAAGAAGAAAAGCUGAAGCCGAGAAAUCUCCAACUCCACUGCUUUUCCAGUAGCAGAGAUCGAAGAAUUUGAUUCUUUCCUUUUCGUUUCUGGUUCUUCUUUUUUUGGGUUUGUACAUUUUUGUUUGUUUUGUUCAAAGAAAAUGGCGAAAACUGGAGUUCUUGAGACGGAUCCUGCAGUAGUGGCGAAGGCGUCCGAAUUGAAGAAGGAGUUACAAAGACUCGUGAAGAAAAUUGUGGACGAAGAUGACUCGAGAUUUGAGAUUUUCGAUCAAGCCAAUGAAGCCCUUUCGGCGUUGAAGGAUUUGAAGUUGAAAGGAUCGCUCUCUCUCAAGCUUGACGGCGCACUUGAUUGUCCCGACCAUUUCCGUUGCCCUCUCUCUAAAGAACUCAUGAAGGAUCCUGUAAUCUUGGCUAGCGGACAGACUUAUGAUCGACUUUACAUUCAGAAGUGGCUAAAGGGAGGAAAUCGGACUUGUCCUGAGACCGAACAGGUCCUCUCACAUGUACUGCUCACGCCCAAUUAUCUGGUCAAGGACAUGAUUUCGCAGUGGUGUAAGAAACAGGGGAUCGAGAUGGCCGAUCCUGUCCAAGGCAAUGAAGAUGAAUUGAUCACACAAGCAGACCGAAAAAAUUUCGAAUUAUUGCUUGAAAAGAUCAAAUCAGAAUCUAUUUCUGAGCAGAAAUUUGCUGCAAAAGAGCUCAGGCUUCUGACCAAGCGAAUGCCCUGCUACCGUGCCUUAUUCGGCGAGUUUGCAAAUUCCAUUCCCUCCUUGCUGUACCCACUCUCACUACGCGUGGUUGAUAUGCAUCCUGAUCUACACGAAGACUUGAUCACAACAGUCAUGAAUCUCUCAAUCCAUGACAGCAAUAAGAAGCUAGUUGCAGAGACUCCAAAGGUCAUUCCUCAGCUUAUUGACUCUUUGAAUUAUGGAACCAUUGAGACAAGGACCAAUGCAGCUGCUGCCCUCUUUACCUUAUCAGCCCUUGAUUCCAACAAGACACUUAUAGGGAAGGAAGGGGCUCUAAAACCCCUAAUUAAACUCCUAGAUGAGGGUCAACCAUUAGCCAUGAAGGAUGCUGCUUCAGCAAUUUUCAGCUUGUGUUACGUCCAAGAGAAUAAGAUAAGGGCUGUCAAUGACGGCGCUGUAAUGGUGAUCCUGAAGAAGAUCAUGGAUCGUGUACUUGUUGAUGAAAUGUUGACAAUCCUUGCAAUGUUGUCGAGCCAUCAGAGGGCUAUAGAGGAAAUGGGUGAAAACGGUGCUGUGCGUGGCUUGCUUAGCAUCAUUAGGGAGUCUACAUGUAAGCGCAACCAGGAGAACUGUAUCGCCAUCCUCUACAAUAUCUGUUUCCAUGAUCGGACUAAGUGGAAGGAGAUGAGGGACGAGGAGAAUGCCAAUGGAACAAUAUCUGAGCUCGUUAGGACUGGAACUUCAAGGGCCAAGAGAAAGGCAAAUUCUAUCUUGGAGAGAUUGAAGAAAGGUGUUUCAUUUACUCACACUGCAUAGUGAGUUUCCUUACCCAACAGUGCCAAAUAUCUCUGUAAAUACUGUUUCUUCUUCGAUCCUUUUCUUUCCACACGGUUCCGAUUCUGUUCCUGUAUAAAGUCAAAUUCCCAUACAUGUUCCAUAUUCAUACCCUGCCCAUGAGUUUUUCUCCCACAUUGAACCUUUUGUGUAUCUGAGGCUUCCUGGUUACAAACACACUUUGAAUUUUCAUCUCUCAGGCCAAGAGUUUCUUCAUCAUGAAUAAAAGUAAAAGUACCCAUUUGCAACA